ACGGCGGCCGAGGCACGGCCGCUCCGUCGCGCGCGCGGGCGGCUCAUCUGGACGAGACAGACGGACAGACGGACGGACGGGGCGCGGGCGCCGUUCACAUGAAGAGCCAAAUAUAAAGAAAUGCCACCCCCGCCGCCGCCCCUUCCAGAUCAGGAAGCAAGAUUCAAUCGCGAUUGCCAGACGCCGACCGACGCCGUUAUAUCUGACCUCACCUCUCAUUCUAUGUGUAAUGCGAUGGUGACGCAUGUCAGGCGGCCUCCUGACGAUGGCCAGGCAGGCUCAUCGUGCGCCCCCAAACCCUCCGACUUUGUACGAGCGCUUGGGGUUCUCGCGGCGUCGUGCGCGUGCCUCGCGAUAAAUGUGCGUCACAUCUACGAUGAGCUCUGAUAGCCCGAUCUGUACAGUAUACGUAUUGGUAAUGCGGUCGCCUUGGAGAACCCCUCUUUAGACAACUGCUCGGCCAAAUGCUGAAACACUUGCGUUAUGAGAUGAGGGAUUUGCCACGUAGGGCCGAUGUAGUUCGGCCUGCUCGAGGGCAAGCAUCAAUGGUUAUAUAUCGUGAACCAGGGCCCAACAAAAUCCAAUCUUCACAUCAAUCUACGAGGAACUGCCAGACUGGCACUGCAGUCGCCCACGUACGCCGUUCGACUUGAAGCAGCCCAGCCCCAACAUGCCCGGCGAACCCAAAGCCCAGAAAGUGGAGCGGACACACGUCAUAUUGCACGGUCAUUGCAAGGUCGACACGCAAAAAUGCCACGCCCCGCAGUUUGGGCCGCACGUCGAGCUCGGCAUCCCUCGGAGACCUGUUAUUAAAGCGCCAGAUUUGAUCGCCAAGUGCAGCAGCGACCUGCCCCCUGACCACCCUUACAUUCUUUUCCCAGAACGAUUUUCGUAUGCUCCAGUGAAGCCGGUACGUCCACCUUCUACGGCGUCCAGCACAAGUCCCUCCCCCUCCCUCAACUUCCUUGGCCCCUGCAUACAUACUCGACAUGAGACUUUGGAAGUUGACAAAGACUCCCAUCGGGUUUCAAGCAGUGCGCUUGGGACGGCAAUCCAUGUUACUACAACAUGACGAGCAACAAGGCCUUUUGCUAUUGAGAGAUGCUUGGUUAGCAUCGCCAUGGAGAGCUAAACAGGAGCAAUCUUCAUGCACACGGGUCGCUGGUGUCACUGUAUCUGCCUACCUACCUACCUCCCCAAGCUAGUAGCAAAGAAUAUCAGGCUCCCAUAUACUGUCUUGAUUACAAGUCCCGUGCCUGGAGGCCGACGUCAC
Purpureocillium takamizusanense is the source of this 1273-nucleotide messenger RNA. RefSeq lists its product as uncharacterized. Lineage: Eukaryota; Fungi; Ascomycota; Sordariomycetes; Hypocreales; Ophiocordycipitaceae. The record is from RefSeq and is a predicted model, not a curated record. The coding region runs from base 671 to 1072 and encodes 133 amino acids. The transcript is spliced from 2 exons.